AUGCCAUCACAUACACAAGUUAAUUUUUCCAUCAAAAAUUCAAUAAUCGGAGGUUAGUUAAUCAAAAAAUCAGGUGUUUUCCAUUGAAUGCAGGUGGUUUUCUAGUUUUAAUCUCAAAAAUUGCAAGUUUUGAAGAUUCAAACAAUAAUCCUUUGCAAUUAUAGUUUUUAUUUGUCAUCAUUUCUUGAAUACAAAAAAGACAUAAACCCUCAUUUUGUACAGUAAUUCGCAAGAAAAUGUCACGUUUUGAUUUUGAUUUUUCAGUGAAAAAAACCAUGAUCACAAAAGUGUUCGCAUCCCGAAAUAAAUGGAAACUUUGCGAUCGAACACUUUUUCCUAUUUAUUAUCUGCUUCUUUUGCUUGGCUUGAAUCAAUCUAUUCGUCCUAAUUAUUCUUUGGCUUAUCGUUUCUACAGCUGGUUUGUAUUUCUUCUUCUGGUGAGUUGGAACAAGUUGUGUUUUGAUCAAGUUUUGAAUUUUUGAUGAAAACUUUGAACGUCUCCCACCUAUAUUUUUGAAACACUAUUUUAUUCACUCCAAUGAUCAAACAAGGAAACCUUAUCUGUAAUAUCUUUGAAAUAACAUUUGAUAGCUUCUGACAAGUGAUCAGAUGAAAGCAGAUUCUCACUAAUUCUCUGAUGAAUCUUGGAGCCCAGUUUUUAGCUCUAAAAAUAUGAAUUCUGCGAAAAGUUUUUGACAAACUUCCAGCUUUUCACAACCAUUCGCAAAUUCAAUCAAAUCGGUGUAAAAAGCAAUGGUGAUCGUGAAACUUUGGAACAGUUUUUCGCAAAUCCUUUGAGUUUGAUCACUUUGUGCAAUGCCUUGAUGAUGAUGAGGUAAGCAUUUUUUUUCAAUUCAGUAGAUUAGUCUAAUAUUAAAAUAUUAUUCAGCGGUUUUUUGGCUUCUUCGUUGCUUUAUACACUCGGCGGAAAAAAGUUGAAUCCCUUGAAAGUACGUUAGAACUCUCUUUUUCACAAAAAAAAUAAAAAUUGUUUUUUCCUGAAUUAUAGGUUCUCUGCGAAUUGUCAAUUUCACAUCGGACCGCUGAAGCCGAAAAACGACAAUUUAUUUUCAACACAUUUUUGGCGGUUUUCAGUGCUGGAUUGGCGUUUCUCAUGGCCCUUACUUAUGCUUGUAAGUAUAUAUAAGUGUUUUUUUGCAAAAAAAAAACAAUAACAAAUUUGAUAUUCUUUAGUGGCAAAGUAUGGAUACAUAAUGAAAAGCAUGGGAACUCCAAAUUUGUCAACAGAAACAAUUUAUUGUGUUAUGAUUGAUGCAUAUGCGGUAAGAGAAGAAAUACAAAAAAAAACAUAACAAUUUAAAAUUCUGAAUUUAUUCCAGUUAUUCAUCUCAAGAGCUGCAAUUUCGGCAUUGGCAAUUUUGUUCUACCAACAUUGUUCGGUGAUUCGGAGAAGCAUCAAACACCUAAUAAAAGAAAUGGUACCGGAGGAUCAGGAUGAGUAAAUAAUUUUUUUCAUUUUUUUCAUAGACAAAUCCACUUUAUCAAAUUGUCAGAUGCCCAUUGCCAGAAUCAUCAUUGAAGAAAAUUCACGACGUUCAGAUAAUUUACCAAAAAAAUCUUUAA
Molecule: messenger RNA, 1584 nt
Organism: Caenorhabditis angaria
Lineage: Eukaryota; Metazoa; Nematoda; Chromadorea; Rhabditida; Rhabditidae
Source: the annotation of a GenBank genome assembly